CCAUGAACGCCUUCAGGUUCCUCGGGGACAUGACCCACCUCUUCUCGGUCAUCGUCCUCCUCCUCAAGAUCUACGCCAACAAGUCAUGCUCAGGGGUGUCGAGGAAGACGCAGGAGCUGUACCUGGCGGUGUUCGUGGCGCGCUACCUCGACCUCUUCACCGACUACAUCUCGCUCUACAACUCCGUCAUGAAGAUCGUCUUCAUCACCACCUCCGCCGCCAUCGUCUGGUACAUGCGCCGCCACCCGCAGGUGCGCCGCACCUACGACCGGGACCAGGACACCUUCCGCCACGUCUUCCUCGUCGCCGCGGCCUUCGCGCUCGCGCUCAUCUUCAACGAGCGCUUCACCCUCCGCGAGAUAUGCUGGGCAUUUUCGAUUUACCUGGAGGCAGUGGCGAUUCUACCUCAGUUAGUUCUACUCCAGAGAAGCAGAAAUGUGGAUAACUUGACUGGACAAUAUGUUCUCUUUCUCGGGGCCUACCGUGCAUUCUACAUUCUAAACUGGAUCUACCGUUAUUUCACAGAGGGUCACCAAAGCAGAUGGAUCCCUUGGAUUGCUGGUUUGGUUCAAACUGGUCUAUACGCAGAUUUCUUCUACUACUAUUUCUUAAGUUGGAAGAACAACGUGAAGCUUGAGCUGCCUGCCUGAGCAUGCUUUGUCCAUGCGAGAAAAAGCACACAUUGCAUUGCAUGGGCCAGAAGUGUUAUCGAAAUUGAGUUGAUGAUAUUGGCUUGAAGAGACUCGGUGGUUCUGUAGUGGAUUAUCUUGGCAAAAAGCUAUAUUACGUAUGAGAGGCUAACAGUACAAUAGUAGACUAGUUCCAUUUUGUACCUGGAAUGGAGAAUCAGCGAAUCCCAAUUCAUUUGGCCUGUUGUUUGCCCGCUCGCUCUAUUUCACCUGCUGUAAACAAACAAACGAUGUGAUCUCCAGUGGUCUUGCCCGCGCUAUGUGAACCGUUGUGACUUGAACUA
Triticum aestivum (bread wheat) is the source of this 973-nucleotide messenger RNA. Its product is annotated as ER lumen protein-retaining receptor A. NCBI's taxonomy places the organism in Eukaryota, Viridiplantae, Streptophyta, Magnoliopsida, Poales, Poaceae. The record is from RefSeq and is a predicted model, not a curated record. Gene Ontology annotation, cellular component: membrane. Gene Ontology annotation, molecular function: ER lumen protein retrieval receptor activity. Gene Ontology annotation, biological process: protein retention in ER lumen.